AUGAACGGUAUUUCCAAGAAGAUGGCUUCCCAAGCCCCGUCUACCACUUCUGGUUCCCCGUCUGAAGGCCCCUCCACCACUCAUAAUCUGCGAGGGGCCCAUACUGUUGACCCUCGCAGCGAUGAUGAUAUGACGCACGACACCCCACCCUGUCUUAUUCCGCCUGGGGAUAUUGCCACUUGCCUAGAAUGUCUUACUUGGAUUGCUGCUGGACGACGUCCAGCUGAAAUUUGUAACUUCAGUCACUGUGCUAUGGAGCGGGAUAUCAAUCUCCCGUCCGCUCCGCCCGCCCCCGGGGCCCAGCGCCGUGUUGACUAUGCGCGGCAGAUAUGGGAGCUCUACCAGCAGCUCGACCCAGCGGAGCAGGAGUUUCUGGAUCUACUCAACGAGGCAGACUCGUCGGACGAAGAGCACCCUGAGUACUCGGAGGAGAAUCCUAACGGGGAGAUCUAA
This is a messenger RNA of Penicillium daleae, 453 nucleotides long. RefSeq lists its product as uncharacterized. The coding region runs from base 1 to 453 and encodes 150 amino acids. Lineage: Eukaryota; Fungi; Ascomycota; Eurotiomycetes; Eurotiales; Aspergillaceae. The record is from RefSeq and is a predicted model, not a curated record. The transcript is spliced from 3 exons.